Molecule: messenger RNA, 509 nt
Organism: Macrosteles quadrilineatus (aster leafhopper)
Lineage: Eukaryota; Metazoa; Arthropoda; Insecta; Hemiptera; Cicadellidae
Product: NADH dehydrogenase [ubiquinone] 1 beta subcomplex subunit 2, mitochondrial-like
Exons: 4
Coding region: 143-433 (96 amino acids)
Cellular component (GO): mitochondrial inner membrane
Source: RefSeq, a predicted model, not a curated record
UCUUAUCUGAUUGGAUUUUGGAUUCCAAUUCCAAUUAAUUAGCGAAAUCGGAAUCGGACUAACUUUAAUAUAUUUUAGGUUAAGGGCAUAUAGGACAUCUAUCUUAUAGUUAGUUCGAUCGCAGCUUAUUGUAACACAAAAGAUGAGUCUUUCAAGAAGUUUUAGUCUUUUAAAAAAUGCUAUCGCCCCAGGACGAAAUUGGAAUCAAGUCAGACAUGAUAGCCAUGGAGCUUGGACUUACCGAAGACUGGCUGUUGAAAAUGUGCCAAAAAGCCAUUUUAUGAUAAGAGAUGGUCUUAUGGGUUUUGGAAUCUGGUGGAUUCUCUGGCAUUUGUAUCACCAACCAGGUCAUAUUGUGGGAGAAUACGAUUAUCCGGACCCGUCCAAAUGGACUGAUGCUGAGCUAGGAAUACCCCCUGAUGACGAAGAAUAAAUUCCAAUAGCUAAUAAUAAGAAAUUUUGUUUAGAAUGUGUUGUAGUAAAUGCCGAUAAUAUACUUUUGUUUUCAA